Messenger RNA from Thunnus maccoyii (southern bluefin tuna), 3412 nucleotides. It is a transcript of the gene trafd1, whose product is annotated as TRAF-type zinc finger domain containing 1. The record is from RefSeq and is a predicted model, not a curated record. The transcript is spliced from 12 exons. Bases 615 to 2327 code for a protein of 570 amino acids. NCBI's taxonomy places the organism in Eukaryota, Metazoa, Chordata, Actinopteri, Scombriformes, Scombridae. Gene Ontology annotation, molecular function: zinc ion binding.
UAAAAUUAUAAAUCGUUAGGGUAGGAUUUGGUUUGAUCGUGCAAAUCGCUCAAAAGGCGGAGUGGGUAUUGUACGUGGACAGCCUGAGAGGGUGAACUCAGGGCGUGAAUCUAGUGGUAGCCUGUAAUAUUGACAGAGCGAGGAGGAAAUAACUAACUAUUUCACAGACUAUCAUCAAGUAGCUAUCGCGUACGACUUUUGUCUUUGGUUGUAUGUUAUUUAGAGGUGAAUUAACUGACAAACGUAACCUCGCAGCGGUUGUCCUCGUUUAGCUCGGACCGGGCGGCCGAAGCCCCCCAAACUCGACGUUACAGCAGCAGCUUCAUGAUAGCUAACGUUAGGUUAGUUUGUAAAGAGCAAGUUAGUUAGCGGCAGUUAAAGCUACGUGAGGGUUGCCCACAGUUUGGUUAAGCUACGUAGCUGGCUCCAGACAACACAGCUAACAUUGUUUAACUUUUGUUUUGUCUUUUUGAGUUGGGAAGAAAAAUGCCAAAUUAGGAUGAAGAUGCUUGUUGUGUGAGGUUGACGUGGAGUCUCGCUGCUAAACCAGGCCAUCGUUGUCAGCUAGCUAACUGUUAGCUGCCUGCCUGGAAACACUGGGCCUUGGUGAAGCCAUGGCAGAUGAAAAUACACAAUUCUGUGGCAACUGCAAGCAUGAUAUCCCAGAGGCAAAUUUCACCACCCAUGAGAUCCACUGUCGAAGAAACAUCGCACUGUGUGAUGUGUGCCAGGAGCCAGUGCCUCGCUCAGAGCUGCAGGAGCACAAGCAGCAGGAGCAUACGCAGAUUACGUGCAAGUGUGGUUUGAAGAUUGAGAAGAAUCAUAUUGAAGUUCACCAGAGCUCUGAAUGUUCUCAGCGGCUGGUCCCGUGCCAGUACUGUGAACUGGAGCUUGUUUUCAGCCAGUCCAAAGAGCAUGAGGAUUAUUGUGGUGCACGCACUGAGCCUUGCCCACACUGCAAGUGCAAUGUAAUGUUGAAGGAACAAGCUGUACAUCCAGUCUUAUGUGGAAGUCUCACACCACCCCAAGAGAGGAACAACAGCCGUUCAAGUCGCAGUCCAGUAGAACUGCAGUCUCCUGGGGCAUGGCUUGAAACCCACUCCAUCCGAAACCUCCUGAGAGCCCAAGAGAGGGGCCCCAAAAAUAACAACAUCAGUGCCGCAGAACAUCAGGCCUUUCCACGGGCAUUUGAUCCCAGAGCUUAUAACACUUCAAGGGGACAUCAAGGCUCUGGAGACUGGAAGAAUACUGCCCCACUGAAUACAUUUAGCCACUUGCUGGAGCAGAGUGACAUCCUGAGUCGCAGCAGCAGCAGUGCAUGGCCACACAGCAGUCAGACGCAAGAUGAGGAUUCAUCAGGUCUAGACUACAUGUUGGCUCUCAGCCUGCAGAGUGACGGAGAAUCAGUGGCUGGAGGUAUGGAUGGCAAUCUGUGGAGUGAUAUCUGGGACCACAAGAUUGGGAAGACAUCUAACACCUCUGUCGGUUCUCCACUCUCUCCACCCAACAACAACUAUCCAAACUUCACCACAAGCACAAGUGCAGUCCAGGACUAUGAUCAAACAGAUACCAUGCUGCCUUGUGAGUUUUGUGAAGAGCUGUUUCCUGAAGAGGACCUAAUUUUGCAUCAGACUGGCUGCAGCCCCGCCUCUGCCUUUGCGUCUUUCAGCAAGCAGCCGUCGUCUCCCCCUAAAGAGGACAGGAUGAGCAGGAACGCUUCAGGGCUGAUGAGCAGCCUCCCUGACACACUUGCUUCCAACAUCCCCACUUUCCCUCGGUCAGUCUCCCCGGCCUCCUACAGUCCUCCAGCCAGUCCACUAGAGGGCGACGUUGUCAUUCCAUGUGAAUUCUGUGGCGUCGCUUUAGAGGAGGCUGUUGUCUUCCACCAUCAGGACAAAUGUGAUAUGCGCCCUCAGACUGCUCAUCCACUUAAUAAUAUAACAAAAGCAUCUGUCAAGUCGAGUAAGGACACCUUUGGUCGGAUGUCUCCAGACUUUCAGAGGAGAAUAAAACACCAAGGUGACUUUUUGGAUGAGCACCUUGGAUUUGAGCGAGACACGCCACCAGGACAAAGGGAAUGGCAGAAAGGCUACAUUGGACUACCAAGUCAAAGGAAGACGUCCAACUGUGAUGUUUCUGUGAAAAACAGACCUCCACUUGGCAGGGACGCGGAAGGCGCUCAGUCAUCUUUCUGUGACACUGACAAGUCUGGUUCUGAAUCUCUAAAGGGAGUACAUCUACCAGAAAAUAAAGAAGGGAGAGGAAACAGAAGGAAUCCAAUGACAAAGUUACCCAAGAAGCAGAAUGAAGAGCAGCAGGAAGAGUGAGAGCAGGAACAUCUGGAGAAAAAAGAUGCCAACCAAAUCUCCUGCUAUGUAUUCAUUUAUCUUUUUGCACACUUUUGAAAAUGAAACAUAUACUAUCUGAUAAGUGCCUGUGUGAGUAUUACUAUCUUGCAGUUUAUAUUUUGAUGAAUAUUACAAUUAAAGUCUAAGUGAUUUGGUUUAUUCAUGCAUAUUCUGCUUUAUUUUAUGAUUUGAUUCUAUGUCUAACAUACAGCUUCAAUGGAUAAAUUAUAAAAUGUACUUAAUUUACACUAAAUUUAACUGUAAAAUUCAUGUUGUGGCUCAUUUUGGGGAACAUCAGACACAUGAUUUUUUUCAGUGUGCAUUUGUUGGACUUAAAUUUUAUCUUGUUACUUCAGCCAAGGACAUUUAGUCUUCACUCCUGUUUUCAAAUUCUUUCAGGGUCUUUCUCAGUGUUCCUGUUGGUUUCUGCAUCUUCACGUAGCCUGAAGCACUUUGAUAGAUUAUUUUGUUAAAAAGGGCUUAAGGAACAGAUUUGAUAAAUUUAUGCAUUGUUGACCAAGAAAAAAAAUAACUAAUAUUGAACAUUUGUCUUUUUAUACUGUCAAACAUUUGUCUUUAAUACUUUUCAGUAAUAUUUAGAUUUUUGUAAUCAUAUCUCUAGAGCUAUUGUGCUAUGUGAUGUCAUGAUGAGAUGGCUUUUAAAGCAGUGUCUCCUGUCCAAUAUUCUUUUAAGUAGUAUGAAAUUUUCUGUGUGCUGUUCCUCCAAAUAGGAUUUAAGAUUGAUAAAUAUAAUGUGUUUUGUGUGUAUCAUAGGGCCUAUUUUAGACAUGCUUAUAAACAUAGGCAACCAUGUGCCACAGAUGGUUGAGGGUCUCCAGAUUAUCCUCCUAACUAGAGACUAUCAGAACAUUUUGCUGAUUUAACAUCUGAACAAAAACCUCAACCAGAGAGGAGCAACUAAUCAGUGAAAUCUCCUGGUGUGGUGUUUGGACUUUUAGCACUCAUGGCACAUGGAUGACUAUCCCUGUUGUAGAACAACUAUCUUGAUGCUCUUGUUUGUAUUAUUAAAUGUUUUAUGUUAAUAAAUGUUUAACAUUUGUUGA